Camelus dromedarius (Arabian camel) is the source of this 4153-nucleotide messenger RNA. It is a transcript of the gene PIGG, whose product is annotated as phosphatidylinositol glycan anchor biosynthesis class G (EMM blood group). Gene Ontology annotation, cellular component: endoplasmic reticulum membrane. The record is from RefSeq and is a predicted model, not a curated record. Bases 111 to 3062 code for a protein of 983 amino acids. Lineage: Eukaryota; Metazoa; Chordata; Mammalia; Artiodactyla; Camelidae. Gene Ontology annotation, biological process: GPI anchor biosynthetic process. The transcript has 13 exons.
UCCGGUUCGCGCUUGCUCAGAGGCUGCUUGCUCGGGGCGGAAGAGGCUGCUUCUGGCGAGACUUGCACGGGGGUCUGGGAACCUGGCUCCCGGCCCGGCGGGUGGGCGCGAUGCGGCUAGGCUCCGGGGCCUUCGCCGCCUGCUGCGUAGUGAUCGAGGUGCUGGGGGUCGCCCUCUUCCUUCGGGGAUUCUUCCCGGCCCCCAUUUGUUUCUCUUCCAGGACGGAGAACGAAGCAGAGCCCCCAGCGCCCGAACCCUCGUCUGGAGCCAGUUCCAACUGGACCAAGCUCCCACCACCUCUCUUCAGUAAAAUUGUUAUUGUGCUGAUAGACGGCUUGAGAGAUGAUUUUGUGUUUGGGUCAAAGGGUGUGAAAUUUAUGCCCUACACAACUUACCUUGUGGAAAAAGGACCAUCUCACAGUUUUGUGGCCGAAGCAAAGCCUCCUACAGUUACUAUGCCUCGAAUCAAGGCCUUGAUGACAGGGAGCCUCCCUGGCUUCAUCGAUGUCGUCAGGAACCUCAAUUCUCCCACACUGCUGGAAGACAGCGUGAUCUCACGGGCAAGAGCAGCUGGGAAAAGAAUCGUCUUUUAUGGAGAUGAAACAUGGGUGAAAUUAUUUCCAAAGCAUUUUGUGGAAUAUGAUGGAACAACCUCAUUUUUUGUAUCAGAUUAUACAGAGGUGGAUGAUAAUGUUACAAGGCAUUUGGAUAAAGUAUUAAAAAGGCGGGACUGGGACAUGUUAAUCCUCCACUACCUCGGGCUGGACCACAUCGGCCACAUUUCUGGGCCCAGCAGCCCGCUGAUCGGGCACAAGCUCAGCGAGAUGGACGGCGUCCUGAUGAAGGUCCACACCUCGCUGCUGUCCGAGGAGAGAGAGACUUUGGUACCCAAUCUGCUGGUUCUUUGUGCGGACCACGGCAUGGCUGAAACAGGGGGUCAUGGGGCCUCUUCCCCGGAGGAAGUGAACACCCCUCUGGUCCUAAUCAGCUCUGCAUUUGGAAGGAAACAUGGUGACAUCAGACACCCAAAGCGUGUCCAGCAGACUGACUUAGCUGCAACCCUGUCCAUAGGGCUUGGUCUGCCGAUUCCAGAGAACAGCGUGGGCAGUCUCCUGUUCCCAGUUGUAGAAGGAAAACCAAUGAGAGAACAACUGAGAUUUUUACAUUUAAAUACAGUACAGCUUAGCAAGUUGUUGCAAGAGAAUGUACCAUCUUAUAAGAAAGACCCUGGAUUCGAGCAGUUUAAAGUAUCAGAGAGGCUGCAUGGGAACUGGAUCAGGCUGUACUUGGAGGAGAGCUCCUCAGAAGUCCUUUUCAACCUGGGAAGCAAGCUGCGCAGGCAGUACUUGGAUGCCCUGAGGACCCUGAGCCUGUCCCUGAGCAGACAGAUGGCCCAGUACGAUGUCUACUCCAUGGUGGUGGGGACUGUCGUGGUUCUGGAGGUUCUCACCCUGCUCCUGCUCAGCGUCCCACAAGCGCUGAGCAGCAAGGCUGAGCUGGACGUCCCUCUCUUGUCGCCUGUGUUUUCGCUGCUCUUUUACCUGGUACUCCUGGUUCUCUCGGCCCUGCAUGUCAUCGUGUGCACCUCUGCUGGCAGUCGGUGCUACCUGUGCAGCCUCUCGUGGCCGGCAGCCGGUGGAGUGAUGGUGCUGAUCUCCACGCUGCUCUGUGCAGUCGCAUCUGCUCUCGCCAAGACGCUCGCCCGUGGGAAGCUUCUGAGUCAGACUCCAGCUCAUCCCAUCUCACGGUGGUCGGAGUUAGACCUUCUUAUCUUGUUAGGGACUGUGGGCCACGUCUUGAGUCUGGGUGCGAGCAGCUUCGUCGAAGAGGAGCACCAGACCUGGUACUUCCUUAUUAACACCCUGUGUCUAGCCCUGUGUCAUGAAGUCUACAGGAGCUGCUUUCUGGGGGACGACUGUGGGCCUCAGCACUGCUUACACGCAGAAGAGGAACCUGAAGGGGCCACGCCAGCCCUGCAGGCCAAGAGAGCUGGCUGCAACGUGCUAGAGCUCGACGCGGUGUCCAAGGGCCCCUCUUCUGUGGAGGUGCCCAGAGGCUGUGAGAGGUGGAUGGUGCUGGCAAGCCCGUGGCUGGUACUUACCUGCUGCCGGCUGCUGCGGUCUCUGAACCAGACGGGUGUGCAGUGGGCCCACCGGCCUGACCUGGGGCACUGGCUCACCAGCUCUGAUCAUAAAGCUGAGCUCUCUGUUCUGGCUGCACUUUCCCUCAUCAUGAUUUUUGUGUUGGUUCAGAGGAGGUGCUCCCCUGCAUCAAAAGUGGCCAUGGCGUUUGGCCUGCUGGGCGUCUACUGCUACCGGGCAGCCAUUGGAAAUGUACUGUUCCCAUGGCAACAAGACAACAAAGACAUUUCAAAGGGCAUUACUGAAGCUCGUUUUGUUUAUGUCUUUGUCCUUGGCAUUCUGUUCACGGGCACCAAAGACUUGCUUAAAUCUCAAGUCAUCACCACGGACUCUGCAGCCAGGACCCUGGGCCUCUGGGAGGUGUACAGCGGCUUGGUGCUUCUGGCAGCGCUGCUCUUCCGACCACACAACCUCCCCGUCCUAGUGCUGAGCCUCCUGGUCCAGGCCAUCCUGACCACAUUCAUCUGGAGGCCCCUGAGGCACGACGCAGCUGAGAUCACCGUGAUGCAUUAUUGGUUUGGUCAGGCAUUCUUCUAUUUUCAGGGAAACUCAAACAGCAUCACCACCGUGGACAUCUCGGCAGGCUUUGUGGGCCUGGACACCUACAUGGAGAUCCCAGCGGUGUUCUUGACAGCAUUUGCGACGUACGCGGGGCCCGUGCUGUGGGCCAGCCACUUGGUGAACUUCCUGAGCUCAGAAACCAACAGCAGUUCAGCACUGAGUCAUGCUUGCUUCUGCUACGCAUUGGUUUGUUCUUUUCCAGUUUCCGCAUAUAUCAUUUUGGUGACAUCUCUGCGUUACCAUUUAUUUAUAUGGAGUGUGUUUUCUCCAAAACUUCUCUAUGAGGGAAUGCACCUGCUCGUCACAGCUGCUGUCUGUGUGUUCUUCACAGCCAUGGACCGGACCAACACAAAGUCUUAGACUACACUACUGAGGCACUGGAAAAAUAAUUUAAUUUUAAAGUCUACUGUUUAUUUCAUGGAUUGGCAUAAUAAAAAAAUCUUAUUUAAAUGCAAGAUCAUUCUAAAAAAAAGAUGUAAAUUCUACCAUGUUGAUGAAUAGUUUCAAUUUCUGUGAUGACUGUACUUGAAUUUAGAUUAAAUAGUAAGUGGUUUAAUAAAAAGUCACUUAGUUUGGAUACGAGUUAUAUUCCCCUGCUGACAAUCACUCCAGAAACUUCUAAACUUUUAAUUUUCUCAGGGUAGGUUAUGAUAUGACCCAAAUAUAUGUGUUUAAAUAGAAGAAGACAUUUCCAGGUUUGUCAUGGUGCGUGUGAACUUCAGAGAGCCCGGGGGCUCUGUUGGCAGGAGGAUGUCCUUCUGCCAAGGUUCACCUCGCAGAGCUCGGGGAGCCUUUUAAUACCCUGGAAGCCACUGGGGUCCCCAGGAGCUUCGGUUUAUGUGAUUACUUCUGUCAGCAUUGAUGGCAUUUAAAAUUAAAACUAAUUCUAUGUACAUAUAAAAUACAUAUUCAUUUGAAAUAUACAUUCAUUUGAAAAUAAAGAUAUAAACCCAUUGCGUGUUAAUAUAACAUUUUUAAGGGAAAAAAACCUUAUAUUUUCCAAAACAAAAGUAUGUAGCUGGGAGGGUGGCAUUGUUUUACAUUUUUGCAAAUCUGAUGUCUGGCUUAACUGAAGACUGUUGGAUUCUGCAUUCAGUCCGUUGUGAUGCGUGGGUGUGGUUAAAGUAGUCACAGAUACGCAGUUGCUUUAAUGUCCUUUUCUGAUCAUUGUGGAUGUUCUUUUUUUUUGACACUGCACUAAAAUUCAACAGGUGAUGGUUUCUUCCAAGUUAGCUGGCAAAGAAAGAAACAAGUGCUUGUGAACAGAUGAGACCUGCCGGGUCCACGCCUGCUACCAGACUGGCACCAGCCUCUUUCGCCAGUUUUGACAAGUGCUGUGGCAAUACUAUCACUAGGGGAAGCUGGGUGCAUGGUAUAUGGAGCUGUAAUAUUUUUGCAACAUCUUGUGAGAUUUAAACUUUUCAGAAUAAAAGUUAUUUUACAAAAGAAAA